AUGUACCUACAUUUACAACAUCAAUUUUCUAAAAAGAUUGCUGACAUCAACGAAACAUUAAUUGCUAUGGCUAUCGUUCCGCGAUUGAUGCCAGGCAUGGGAAUGGGUGUGGUCUCAACUGCAUCUACUCCUUCUUUGCGAUCGAGAAGAGAUAGUGUUGUAUCUACAGCCAGAGAUGCGGGUGGAAAUGUUAGAGUCGUGGUUAGAGUUAGAGGAUUUCUUCCUAGAGGUGAAUAUUUUAAGGAGAACAGGAAGUCAGGAUAUUUUACUAACGGCGAUGCAGAAAUUAAUAGAGGAGCUAAGUGUCUGAUUGAUAUGAAUCCAAUAACACAAGCAACCACUCUCCUAGUGCCAAACGAUACAGAUCCUGCAAACUCUCGUUCGAAGAUGCGCAGAGUCAUUGAAGAGAAAGUCUUUACAUUUGACAAUUCCUUUUGGAGCCACAACCAAUCUGAUGAACAUUAUGCACACCAGGAGGAUGUUUAUAAUAGUUUGGGGGAGGAAUUCUUGGACCAUAACUUCGAAGGAUAUCAUACAUGCAUCUUUGCAUAUGGCCAGACUGGAUCAGGAAAGAGUUAUACAAUGAUGGGUACAGAGGAUCAGCCAGGAUUGAUACCAAGGACCUGCGAAGACCUUUUUGAGCGGAUCGAGGCAGCACAUAAUGAAAGUCCAAACAUUUCCUAUAAUGUCCGUGUAUCUUAUUUCGAGGUUUAUAACGAACAUGUCCGAGAUCUUCUUGUCCCAUUUCACCCCAAUCAACCACCCUAUUAUCUGAAGAUUCGUGAAUCCCCCACCGAAGGACCUUAUAUCAAGGAUUUGACCGAUGUACCCGUUAAGAAUCUUUCUGAAAUCAUGCGGUACAUGAAGAUGGGAGAUGCCAGUCGAACCACAGCAAGUACUAAGAUGAACGAUACAAGUAGCAGAAGUCAUAGUGUUUUUACCAUCAUGCUCAAGCAGAUUCACCAUGAUAUGGAGACGGAUGAAACAACAGAACGUACUGCCAGAAUUCGACUCGUGGAUCUUGCAGGUAGUGAACGCGCAAAGGCAACAGAAGCAACAGGUGCUCGUCUACGUGAGGGAAGCAAUAUUAACAAGUCUCUGACAACUCUCGGUCGUGUCAUUGCAGCUCUCGCAGAUCCAAAGCAACAACAACGUACCGUAAAACGCAACAAAGAUGUCGUUCCCUACAGAGAUUCGAUCCUUACCUGGCUACUCAAAGAUUCAUUGGGAGGAAAUAGUAAAACCGCAAUGAUCGCGUGUAUUUCCCCUUCCGAUUAUGACGAAACUCUCUCUACCCUUCGCUAUGCUGACCAAGCUAAACGCAUUCGCACGCGUGCCGUCGUCAACCAAGAUCACGUUUCCGCUGCGGAACGUGAUGCUCAGAUUGCCGCCAUGGCAGAGGAGAUUCGUAUUUUACAACUUCAGGUUUCCAAUUCUGACUCUACAAGAAAAGAAACUGAAAUUAAAGCACAAGACGAAAGACUUGAGCAAUACCAGAACAAAAUUGCACUCAUGCAAAGAAUGAUGGAGGACAGGACCAUGAUAUCAGAAGGUAAAAUUCGAAGCUUGACAACUGAGAAUGACGCCUUGAGAUUGCAUCUUAAAUUAGCUUUGGAGAGUUUGAAGAAUCCGAUCAAAGUGGAAACUGCUAGGACUAUUAGUAUGGGCAGUAUUAAUUUCGGUACUGAGGGCGAAUUGGGACACGAUAAGGAGAACAGAACUAUCGAUGAAACGACUAAUGAAGACGAUGGCUACGAACAUGACUAUUCAGAUGAAGACGAAGCUAUUGAUAUGGGUGCGCGUGAGGAGAGAGCAAGCGAGAUGCAAGGUUUCAUGGGUGAUUUGUUAAAGGAUCUGGAUAUGUUUAGGAAGAAGAUCUGUGACGACAAGGGGCGUUUCGGUAGGGAAAUGACGGUUAAUGUCGUAUGA
Molecule: messenger RNA, 1929 nt
Organism: Botrytis byssoidea
Lineage: Eukaryota; Fungi; Ascomycota; Leotiomycetes; Helotiales; Sclerotiniaceae
Exons: 1
Coding region: 1-1929 (642 amino acids)
Biological process (GO): mitotic spindle organization; microtubule-based movement
Molecular function (GO): ATP binding; microtubule binding; microtubule motor activity
Source: RefSeq, a predicted model, not a curated record